Polypterus senegalus (gray bichir) is the source of this 1142-nucleotide messenger RNA. Its product is annotated as leptin receptor gene-related protein-like. Gene Ontology annotation, cellular component: endosome. The transcript has 4 exons. Gene Ontology annotation, biological process: late endosome to vacuole transport via multivesicular body sorting pathway; negative regulation of growth hormone receptor signaling pathway. Lineage: Eukaryota; Metazoa; Chordata; Cladistia; Polypteriformes; Polypteridae. The record is from RefSeq and is a predicted model, not a curated record. The coding region runs from base 197 to 592 and encodes 131 amino acids.
CGUAUUCGCUACGCACAAACCAAACCUGUAAGCACUUUCCUAAAGCGGGCACCCGGGGGCGCGUGUAACUUUAACAGUCAGCUGAUCAGUGGCUCCUUGGCUCGCGCAUGAAACGGGAAGCGCCCGAAAAAGAGAAAGAAAAGAAAACGAAAGCGUGGAAAAGAAGAGAGAGCAGUAUUCCAGAGAAACGCCGGCCAUGGCUGGGAUUAAAGCUUUAGUUGGGUUGUCUUUUACGGGAGCAAUUGGCCUUACAUUCUUAAUGCUUGGCUGUGCCUUGGAACAAUACAGCAACUAUUGGCCCUUGUUUGUUCUGAUAUUUUAUGUCAUAUCGCCUAUCCCUCAUUUCAUUGCAAAGAGAGCCUCAAGUGAUUCAGAUGCUGCUAGCAGUUCAUGUCGGGAGCUGGCCUAUUUCUUCACAACUGGAAUCGUGGUGUCUGCCUUUGGGCUGCCUGUUAUUCUUGCUCGGAUCCUAGUGAUCAAGUGGGGUGCUUGUGGCCUUGUGAUGGCAGGAAACGCAGUGAUUUUUUUCACCAUUUUUGGAUUCUUCUUUGUUUUUGGCAAUAAUGAUGAUUUCAGCUGGGAUCAAUGGUAGUCUUUCACUUCAUAUACUGGAUCGCCUUUGACUCUCACUGUACGUCUAAACUUCGAAGAAUGAAGAAUAAAUAUCCAAGUGUAGUGCCUCCUCUGCAGCUUUGUUUUAAACCUGUUUUGUGUGUGUUUCUGUCUGUGUGCAUAUAAACAACCGGGACAGACCAUAGUGCCUGAGCCUUCUUGAAAAGUGACUGUUGGCCAAAGAUUCAUAUUAACCUUUAUUACACAGUAAAUCACAAAUAUUUAUUUUCUUUGCUUCAAAACUGAGAUUUGAAUUAUACCAGAGAGAACCAAAAUAUAUUGUUAUGCCUUUUAUAUUGUAUUAAUAAUAAUGAAAAUGUAUAAAUGUAAGGGACCUGAUGAUGUAUUAGUACCCUACAAAGAACCUGAAAAGUUUUCUCAAGAUAUCACAGGUCUUUUUAAUGGAAAAAACUUUGUUUUGUGCAACUAUACAAUUACCAAACAGCAACUAUGCAAUUUAUAAUCAAACAAGCAGAAACAAGUUUUAAAAAAUAAAUAAAUAAAUAAAAACUUUUUGCUAACUACUGACA